GUGGAGGAUUGGGAGAAGCAUAAGGGGACAAAGAUUGACGUCCUGGUUACCACCCUUCUCUGGAAACUAUCUAGCGCUGAUCACAAGGAACCACCUCAGAACCUGGAUAAAAGUGUCGACCUGGAUUCCAUGAAGGCAGAUAUUCGUCCUUCUACCGAAUGGCUGCAUGAGAAGUCACUUGUAUAUCAUGCCUUUGCAUCGCAGACAGCGCUGUUUAAAUCGGCAUUCGAAAUUCAUGGAGUGAAGACAUGGGCACUCAAUGGAGAGAUGAGUGGUAAAGAGCGAGCAGAUUGUCUGAAGGAAUUCAAGAACCAUCAAGGCCCCGCUGUUCUCCUCAUCACACAGGUUGGCUGUGCAGGACUUAAUAUUGCAUUUGCGCGAUGGGUCUUCCUUGCCGAUCAAUUUUGGUCGAAACAGCAGAAAACACAGACAGUAGGCCGUGUCCUACGCAACGGUCAGGAGGGUGAAGUCAUCGUUUACGAAUUCACCUGUCUGGACACCUCCGACCAACUGAUGGGAGCAGGUGCUGAUGUCAAGGGUGAUCUACUUUCACAGUUC
Messenger RNA from Desarmillaria tabescens, 558 nucleotides. RefSeq names its product P-loop containing nucleoside triphosphate hydrolase protein. The annotation marks the transcript as partial. The transcript has 3 exons. Lineage: Eukaryota; Fungi; Basidiomycota; Agaricomycetes; Agaricales; Physalacriaceae. Gene Ontology annotation, cellular component: nucleus. Gene Ontology annotation, biological process: DNA repair. Gene Ontology annotation, molecular function: ATP-dependent activity, acting on DNA. The record is from RefSeq and is a predicted model, not a curated record.